Messenger RNA from Agrilus planipennis (emerald ash borer), 724 nucleotides. Its product is annotated as myosin light chain alkali. Lineage: Eukaryota; Metazoa; Arthropoda; Insecta; Coleoptera; Buprestidae. Gene Ontology annotation, cellular component: muscle myosin complex. Bases 229 to 681 code for a protein of 150 amino acids. The record is from RefSeq and is a predicted model, not a curated record. Gene Ontology annotation, molecular function: calcium ion binding. The transcript is spliced from 7 exons.
GUGCUAAAUCGGGGUCGAAAAGGCAUCGGUUGGCAAGCAGAGAACUCGACCACCACUCUGCCAUAAUUUUGGAUAAUGAUACGGGGAAAGCGAGGUUGCCAGAAUAAAAUCCCAACUAUUUCAUAAUCUGAAAGCGCCAUCUAGUCCGUUCAUACGUUCCCGAAAUAUUCCCUGAAGUCCCACUUCUCGUCGACAGUACAAGAAGGCAAGUUCAGUACAACACACAAAAUGGCGGACCUUAGUGCCAGGGAUAUCGAAAGAGCUAACUUCGUCUUCUCCAUUUACGACUUCGAAGGAAAUGGCACAGUCGAUGCCGUUAACCUUGGAGAUAUGCUUAGGGCCCUCAACCAAAACCCAACCUUGGCUUUUAUUGAAAAAUUAGGUGGAACAAAAAAGAAGGGUGAGAAGAAACUCAAAGUAGAAGAAUUCUUACCCAUUUACGGUCAAGUUAAAAAAGAAAAAGAACAAGGCACCUACGAGGAUUUCUUGGAAUGUCUGAAAUUGUACGACAAAGAAGAAAAUGGUAAGAUGAUGGCUGCUGAACUUGCACACACGCUUCUUUCCCUUGGCGAAAGGUUAACAGACGCUGAAUGUGACCAAAUCCUUAAAGACUGUAUGGACAAAGAAGACGAUGAUGGAUUUAUUCCAUAUGCUCCUUUCCUCAAGAACCUCAUGGCAUAAACAAUUUAUCUACACUAAUUUUAUUCUCCUUUUUGAGUGGUCG